AUGAGUUUCUUGAUAGCUGAUGUAUUUCUUGAUGGAAGAGGGAAGGUAGCAUCAACCGUAAAGCACAUUACAAGGAACACAACUCCAUUUUGUUAUACUCAAAUUCUUGGAGCUGUAAAAGGUUUGGUCUGUUUCAUUAACGAUUCUGUACAUGCUGCUUGUAUGUAUAAUGUAGGUACGAGAGAAGUUACACCAUGGAUAAAAUCAACAUUAUUGAUGGAAGAAACGCAAAAGUCUAGCCGCAAUUGCGUAGGUGAUACUAGUUCUUAUAGUUUUGGAUAUUCUCCGGAAAGUAAGGAACACAAACUGAUUUGCAAGUGGGUGAUAUACGAUGGUGAUAAAGCUUUCCAAAUUUGGGAGAUUUUGACUUUAGGACACAAAGCAUGGAAAAGAAUUGAUCAAGUCCCAAAUUGUCAUUUCAGGCAGGAUGCACCUUCUGUAUAUGUGGAUGGCUCUAUUUACUGGUAUCCUUUUAACUUUGCAAGUGGUGAUUGUGGUGAUGUUAGUGUAAGAUUUCUAUUGGCAUUUGAUGUUGGAAGUGAGAAGUUCAGAACAAUCCAAAUCCCUGAUUUCAGUCAGUUACAAUGUGUUACUUUAUUAGAUGUGCAAAGCCGUGUCGCUAUGUUGCAUAGAACUAGUGCUUACACUGCACGAUGUCUAUAUAUGAAGGCAAUGGCAAGUAUAGAGGUAAAGAUAUAG
This is a messenger RNA of Papaver somniferum (opium poppy), 699 nucleotides long. RefSeq lists its product as uncharacterized. NCBI's taxonomy places the organism in Eukaryota, Viridiplantae, Streptophyta, Magnoliopsida, Ranunculales, Papaveraceae. The coding region runs from base 1 to 699 and encodes 232 amino acids. The transcript has a single exon. The record is from RefSeq and is a predicted model, not a curated record.